CUGCCUCUGGUGUUGUUGAUCACAAGAAAAUACAGGGGGAAAGCCAGUGCUCCAUCUACAAGGUGUGUGGAUGUAUCAAGUGCUACACCAAUGAGUUCCGUGUAUAUGUCGAGGAAUCUGAAUGCUCCGAGUGUGAUGAGUUCCAACGCUGCCUACGAUACAGCAGUUGAUGAAGAAGCAGUUACUGUUGAGCAUAGUUAUGAGACAGUCCCUUAACCUCAGUCUCCUCUUUCUAUGUUUUUUAGUAUAGCUAUAUCACAC
Messenger RNA from Geodia barretti, 261 nucleotides. The record is from the annotation of a GenBank genome assembly. NCBI's taxonomy places the organism in Eukaryota, Metazoa, Porifera, Demospongiae, Tetractinellida, Geodiidae.